GAUAAUGAAUGUAUCUUGUUAAAUCUUGCAUGAACUUCUUAUGAAUAAUAUUAAUUAAUUACCUUUGAACGACCUUCUACAUCUUUUGUUGUACAUAUUAAUAAUGCUCCAUUUUCUUUACUUUCCCAUGUACUUUGUUCAUCCUUCUCACCUACAGAGUUAGUCCCAUCUUUUGAUUUAUUGGAACUCAUGCUUGGCUUUUUUAGAAACUUCAAAAUGCUACUUUCAGUAUUUUUUGCUGGUUUUGUUUCUUUCUCCUUUUCUCCGUUGUGCUCUUCUUUCACAAAACUAUUGUCAUCUAAGUUGUCUUCAAGUUUUGCUUGUUUGUGAGUAUAUUCUUCAUCUUCAGUACUUCUGUCUAUUUGUCUAGUUCUCUUCUGAGGUAACAGAGUUUUAGGAGGAGGAGGGUUAAAUUCAAUUUCAUAUACGUAUUUACCAUAUAACAUUUCUAAGUGGUCUUCAUGUUGACCUAUAAAUUUGACAUCUUUACGAGUUUUAAAGCCAUUGAACCCACAAGACCUUUUUCCAAGCUGCUGUAUAAAAACUUUGUACUCCUGGUAAUCUGCACAGAGUCGUACUGUAAAGAAUAAUGGCAAAUGAUACAUUAUGCAAAGCAUAUUGAUUAUAUAAAUGAUCAGACAAAAAGCUGCUAACCUUGUUGUCUAGAGCAUUGUGAGUCCGUAAUGUUAGUCUCCGGGCAACGUCCCACAAUAACAGGUUUUUGAUGUGGCAAGAAUACAGUUAGUAAUUCUGUAUCAUUACUUUUCAAAUAACAGCUCUUAGCUUCCUCAGUCAUUGUAAUAUAAAAAAAAUCAAUAAUUUUACUCCUCCAAUGAAAUCAACAGAAACAUUCAUAUCUAUGCAAAAAUAAUGUAUAUAAACAUUUACGAAGAGAUUACAUUAAUAGAUAACAUAGUUUUAAAUCAAAAUAUUCCACAAACAGCAAUGCGACGUUUUGUUAAGAGCAACGCAAAAGAUGUCAGGAAGUUUUUUAUGCUAGCGUUAUUUGCACAUUUAUUUAUUAUCAAUACCACUAAAAAAUAUUUUAUAGCUUUUAUCGGAUUUCUUUAUCUUUAAUUCACCAAUUAAUUUCUUUGGGUACAAAUUCUGUCCGACCAUUUUCGCGUUUGUUGUGACAGUCAGAGUAGGUUGGGUCCAACUUAACCCUAACCUUAUGCAACUUCCAGCACGUGGUGUUUUGAUAGAAAGAUAGAAAAACACGUGGACUUAGUCGGGGAAUUUACCUUUAUUAGCAAAUUAUAUUAUGGUUCUAUGAGUGAGUUGUAUAAGUUACGAUUGUGAAAGAAAAUUUCAAAAGAAUGACUACAAACGAAUCCACGGGGGUGGAGAAGAACCCCUAUGCUUACCUGGAUAGAGACGACUUCACGUCAGAGAAGUAUAAGAUUGAAAUACGUGGUUUGCCAAAGUAUUACGGCAUAGGUGAAUUUAAAAAGCUUUUAAAUGAAAAGCUCGAGCUACAAACAUGCAAGGUGAAACCACCAAGAAAGGGCAGUGGAUGGCUCUACGUGUCCUUCAGAAAUGAAGAGAACCGUCAAAAGGCUAUAGAGAAACUGAAUGGGAUUCAGUGGAAAAACUCUAAACUUACAGCACAGAUUGCUAAGCCAGCUCCAGAUCCAUUUGUGAAACGAAGAUUAGAGGAGCAGAAUAUCAAUAAGCGUUUAAAGAUAGAUGACAGUGAACCUAUCUCUGUUGAGGACAGGAUUAAAUCCACCACAACACCAUUGUGGAAUAUGCCUUAUCCUGAUCAAUUGGAGUUGAAACAAAAGGAAAUGAGGUCUAUUCUAACAAAUAUUUGCAAGCAAAUGUUGAAAGACAGCAAGGAUGAUCUUUUAGACUGGUUAAAUUAUCAGAGGAACAAGUAUGAAGGACUGCCCUGCGAAUUACUCCCUAUUCUCAGCACAGACAAGAACACUGAGUACAGAAACAAGUGUGAAUUUACAGUUGGUAGAAGCAUUGAUGGUAACCAAGCUAUGAUAGGAUUCAGACUGUCCAGUUAUGCAGCUGGAUCCACUGCUGUAGGACCCAUAGACGACCUCUGUCACAUUCCCAAUAAAAUGAAGACUGUAGUCAAAAUUCUCGAAGAGUUCAUACGAAACUCUGGUCUGAAACCUUUCCAACCAGUUGACCACAGUGGACACUGGAGGCAAGUUACAGUCAGAUCAACCCUCUCGGGUGAUCUGAUGGUGAUAGUGGGUAUCCACCCACAGGAUUUGAGCCCCGAACAAUUAGAGGAACUAAGGUCACAGCUGAAGGACUUCUUCGAGACAGGAAAGGGUGCAGAGGCAGGGGUUACAUCCUUGCAUUUCCAAAUAAUGAACAAAAAAAGCAUUGAUGGCGAGAAUGGAGACAAUUUCACUCAUAUCUCCGGCUCCAAGUGUAUAGAGGAGACGUUGUUGGGCAUGAAGUUCCGAGUGUCUCCGCAGGCGUUCUUCCAGGUGAACACCUUGGGCGCCGAGGUAUUGUACAAAGCAGCCAUCGACUUGGCAGCACCCAACGAGGACACAGCGUUGCUGGAUAUCUGCUGCGGCACUGGGACGAUUGGUCUGGUGUUCUCAAAGCACUGCGGCGAGGUGUUCGGCCUGGAAGUGGUGGAGGACGCUAUAAAAGACGCUAGGGAGAACGCAGUCGCGAACAACGUGACUAACUGCGAGUUCUUCGUGGGCAAAGCGGAGGACAUCCUCCCUCCAGUGAUCCGCAGGACCACCAAGUCCAACAUCGUUGCUGUUGUGGAUCCUCCACGGGCAGGACUUCAUCAACGAGCUUUGCUGACUCUGCGCAAGGCGAACAAAUUGUCGCGGCUGGUCUACGUGUCCUGCGAUCCGAGAGCUGCCGCGAGGAAUUUAGUGGACCUGGCCAGGCCACCGUCGAAGCAGUACGUCGGCGACCCGUUAGUGCCAGUGAAGGCUGUGGCCGUCGACAUGUUUCCGCACACGAAGCACUGCGAGCUGCUGCUUUGCCUGGAGAGACUAUCCGUAGCGAUGAAAUCGCGUGAUCUGGAGACUCCAGUUACUAAUACAGAGCCCCAUGACUCCAGUUAACGUUGGAGACUCAUUUGAAGUUUUCCACAUGAACCAACUUCAGGAAAUUCGAAAGCUAAGCUUUCUUGUAUCACCUUUUCCAUAUUAGAAAUUAUCUAAAACGUCUUUUUUAAUCUUGUUUUUAAAGAUUAACACGUUGAGUGCUCCAACAAACAUCAUGGACUUCAGACUGUUUUAAUAUUCUCUUUCAAUUAUUUUUCACACUGGACUCAUUAUUAUUAUAGCACCAAUAUACACAAUAAAUACCAGCUGACAUGAAGUUAAUGAGAACUAAAUUCAGCAUUCAACGUGUUGAACCGUCUAUUUUAAACAAAAUGACUCUUGCCAGCACUCGGACUUCGUUAACCAGCAUCCAGCUCCACAGCAACCAAUGUACCUAAAAUUCCAUUGAAUAAAAGCACCGUCCCCCGUACACAGUCUUGUAAUCUGAAUAAUCACUUUAUUCGAUAUAAUAAUACCAAGACCAGCGGUGUGUUUCGGACAUCGAUCGCGUGUCGUGUUCGGAGGACCCUUGUGAGUAGGGGUUGCUCGAGGAGCCUUGACGCACCUCGACACCCUCAUGGGAAACUUCGGAUGGGAGUCGAUGGGGAUUAACACGUUC
This is a messenger RNA of Nomia melanderi (Alkali bee), 3660 nucleotides long. NCBI's taxonomy places the organism in Eukaryota, Metazoa, Arthropoda, Insecta, Hymenoptera, Halictidae. The record is from RefSeq and is a predicted model, not a curated record.